This is a messenger RNA of Puccinia triticina, 438 nucleotides long. RefSeq lists its product as uncharacterized. Lineage: Eukaryota; Fungi; Basidiomycota; Pucciniomycetes; Pucciniales; Pucciniaceae. The coding region runs from base 1 to 438 and encodes 145 amino acids. The record is from RefSeq and is a predicted model, not a curated record. The transcript has 2 exons.
AUGAACCAAUCCUCGGCCGAGGCGGUGGAGGGCGUUGCACAGCUCGACGCGGUUGUUGACUUGUACUUCAAUGAAGAUCGCUACCGGCCGAAGAAAGUCGCCAUAUCCAAGCCACCCGGGAUCGAAUGCAUCCUGCGCAAAAAACCGGUGAUCUUUGCAAAACUUGCCCGUCUGCCGAUCCACCGUAUAUUCUCAUCCUCCCCUUCCUCCUCGAUAAUGUCAAUCUCUGGCGAGGCUAUGCAUGGACCCUGGACUGUUUACGGCCAAGACUGGCGGUCGUCCCGAUUCCGUGUCGGGCAUCAGGUGAGGGCAUCCAGAGACUCGGCGGGUCUAAAAGCAGAUGUACAUUUGUUAAGCUCGCGCGCCGGACUUGGUCCAUCCGGUUCCACCUCUAACUGGUCCUCCGAAGCCGACCCGCUCGGUCUAGCCUGUCGCUAG